AUGUCUAUUUCCAAUGUCGUAUUGGAACCUCGUAUUAGAACCCGCGAUUCAAUUUUUUACUUGGUUGCGGACGGAUUACCAGGUGUUCAGAAAUCAGAAAUUUUUCAGCUGUGUGAUGAAGUUGAUAUACUGUCUCAUCAAUUAGCUGACCUUUGUGGCCAAGGCUUGGGCAAUUCUCCUCAAGCCCAAGAAGUAGCCAGGAAACUUUCCCAAAAAUUACACGAGCUUAAGGAAAAAAUUAAUCAAGCCGUAGUGAAUAGAGUAGUAGAAGAUUUCAUUGACAUCGUUACUCCUUUAAAACAAUUUACCGAAGCGGCUCUAGCUCCUGAGGGAACCCCCAAUAGAGAUCAGAGCUUUUCUGACAAAGCUGCUAAUUUGCAACACUUUUCAAAUAGAUCAGUCAAAACAGCUAAAAUGGUGGCAGCAGGUAGGUGGUUUUGGAUAUUUUUAAAUUCUCUAAAAAAUAACAUUUCCAUAGCCGAAUAUAUUAUAUAA
Diabrotica balteata is the source of this 495-nucleotide messenger RNA. NCBI's taxonomy places the organism in Eukaryota, Metazoa, Arthropoda, Insecta, Coleoptera, Chrysomelidae. The record is from the annotation of a GenBank genome assembly.